AUGAGCCAAAUGUGGCAGGAUGUUGUGGGGCGUGCGUUGCUUCGUCAGGGGGGGUCAGAUCCCAUGCAGGUGGAUGAUGGAGCAGUGGAUGAAGCUGAAGAAAAGCUUAGCCAGGCAAAGUAUGCUGUGGAUUGUGCGAACUUGAGUGCUGAUUACAGAGCAGCGGUUGGCUACAAUUUGAGGAAGAACAAGCUGGAAUCAAAUCAGCACGUUCUGCACAUGAAGAAUCAGAUUGAUGUGGGCUUGGGAGUGUGCGAGCGCCUGAUGGAGCGACGACUCUUUGUUGUGUGCGGACCCCAAGGCCAGAAUGUUGCACAACUACAGCGGAAAGUGUUACAGGAUUCUUCCCAGAAGGGCUUUGACAGCACGACUCUCGAGAAGAUGCACCAUCUGGGCAUCAUCGACAUCCCCAAGAUGGGCCGUUUGACAGCGCCUGAUGUGCAAGAUAUUUCCGAUUGGACCUACAAAGUCUUGGCGCUCAACCCCAACUACAAUAGCACCCAAGCACCGAGACCUAGCCCAGCACCGAACGCAGAGGAUGUAGACCUUGGGUCUGUGCAGCCAAAGGUUGAAGAGGUGGUUGAGCCCAAGGAAACGCCCCCUUCCAUGAGCUUGGAGGAAUUCAAGAAGAAACAUCCUACAGUUGUCUUUGAAGAGCAGUCUGCUGAGAAAGGAGUUCCCUCAGACUCAGCGCCUAUGCCCAUCAAGAAUUUGUUGAUCCAAAUGGAGAAGCGAGGCUUCAUGGACACAGUCGUGACGGCGCAUAAGGUCGAGCGUCCAGCAGCAGUCAUGCGAGGCGAAGAAUCUGACAGGUCGGGUUGA
Molecule: messenger RNA, 822 nt
Organism: Durusdinium trenchii
Lineage: Eukaryota; Dinophyceae; Suessiales; Symbiodiniaceae
Source: the annotation of a GenBank genome assembly